Messenger RNA from Candida dubliniensis CD36, 2265 nucleotides. Its product is annotated as serine/threonine protein kinase regulatory subunit. The transcript has a single exon. The record is from RefSeq and is a predicted model, not a curated record. Bases 1 to 2265 code for a protein of 754 amino acids. Gene Ontology annotation, biological process: piecemeal microautophagy of the nucleus; mitophagy; protein localization to phagophore assembly site. Gene Ontology annotation, cellular component: extrinsic component of membrane; phagophore assembly site; Atg1/ULK1 kinase complex. NCBI's taxonomy places the organism in Eukaryota, Fungi, Ascomycota, Pichiomycetes, Serinales, Debaryomycetaceae.
AUGUUGUCAGAUUUCAAACAACAACAACAAAAGCAUCAUUCGCAACACCCAUCACAUAACCAUGAAGAUUCUCAGACUAAAUUACAAAUUGCCAAAUUGACUCAAGUGAUUCAGAAAUUUUUCACCAAGGCAGCACAAAUCAUUCUAGAAUCAAGAGCGUAUCCUGAAACUUCAACACCUUCAUUGUAUCCAACGAAGGAAGAAUCAAGUAAAAUAAAUAAAUGGUUUAAUCUUUACAUGACCAAUAUACCUGAUCUGUGCCGAGAUGAUUUAAAGCUAUGGAAAGCAGCUGGUCUAACCACUAUUCCACCAAUGAUCAUAGAAACCUACCUUGACUUGAGAAACUUGCCAGCCAAUCAAACUUUGGUUUUAAUAGACGAUGAAAAACAUCCUUGGACGGUGGCAAAAUCACGUGGCAAAAAGCAAGAAGUUGUUUUAGAGAGAUGGUUAAUUGAAUUUGAGCCAAAUACUACAGACGCCACCGUGAUGGUUGAUGAGCUACCUUUGAGCUACAAACAAGCAAUAAUAUUAUUUAGAAGCAUAUACGGGUUUACGAGAUUGAUGCCAGCAUUUAAAGUGAAAAGGAAUUUACAAAACAAGUUGCCCUUGGGAAAUAAAAUAUUAGAUGGUAACCAACCAAUUAGUUCUAAAGGUAGAAUUGGUUUAUCCAAACCUAUCAUCAACACUAGAGCUAAUGAGUCUCAUAUGACACAAAAAUAUUUUCAACCAGUCCACACGAGUCUCGGAACAUUAAAAAUAUCGGUAGCUUAUAGAAUAGAUUCCGAGUUUUGUUUACAUGAAAAUGAAGAGUUGCUACUGACUCAUUUCCAUAAACAUGAUGAAGAAGAAGAAACCAAAAAAAAAGUAUCAUCCUCGGUUUCUCCUCUUUCUUCUGGUACGAGCUUAAAGGAAACAUCAACUUCACCAAGGAAAUCACAACCUCCCAUCCGUAUACAGCCAUUCAAAGUUGGUUCGAUGAGCACAUCGCCACCAGUACAAUCGCCAGCUUUGUCACAGCCAGGAACGGCAACAAUUCAGAAUCAACCAAGUAUGCCAUCGUCUUCAUUGGAAAGAAGAGUAUCGAUUACUAGCAAUAAGUCAACAUCAAAUGCAUCAUUGGCGGCAUUUUUGCGUAAUGCAAGAAGUAGUACUCCGUCUACAAACACCAUUCCCAUAAUGAACGCAAAUCCCAUUUCUGGUACGUCAGUGCCACGGUCUUUUAGUUCAUCUACAGGUCAUGAGGAUUCCAUUUUUGUUAAUCCAGACAGUGCCAGUAAUACUCCUCGAUUUGCGUCGUCUUUUGGUUCACGUGCUAGCAGAAGGUAUAGCAGUACUAGUAUUAGACAGCAAACACCACAAUCUGAUUUAAUGGGUCAUACAAAUAGUGUUGAUGCGGCGUUGAGUGGAAUAGAUGUAGAUGAUGACGACAUAAGUGAUUUUGUCCGUAUGAUUGAUAGUAAAUCAGAUUUGCGAUUAGGUGGUGGUGGUGGUGGGAGUGGUGGACACAGCAGCGUACACAAUAUUGGUGCAAAUGAAUCAUCAUACCAUGGAGAUGCAUUGAAUAAAUUUCAAUCAAUGCGCAGUCAGUAUCAACAGUUGAGUGACAGUGUCAGUGCUAGUUUGAUUUUACAAUCACGUCAUUCCAGUAGGAAAAGUUCAUUAAAUUCACCAGCCGGAUCAUUUGAUCUGCGCCAUCACCAACAACAGCAGAAUCAACAACAGCUUCAAUCGCAACACACUAAUAUAAUAGCAUCUAUUCAUUCUUAUUCUCAUUCUCGGAUAAAGGAUGCAAGACCCAAAAGUGAAGACCAUCAACAAACCAAAUUUUCCUCAGCAAGAAGAAGUUCAAAUAUUUCACCAACUACAGCAGUACCUAGCUCAACUGGGACGCCAUCACUGAUAAAUUCAAGACUUCCCCAAGUAAGUACAAUAAUAUCGUCUAGUGAUGUAAGCAGCACUGGAGGAAAUCGUACAAAAAGUGCUGCCACAACAGCUAUUGUUAGUGGUAUGGCUACCACUCCUUCUAUAUAUGAUUAUCGAUCACCUCGUUACCAGAAUGUUUUUGAUGAUGAAGAAGAAGAUGAUAACGAAGAAGAAGAAGGUCAUCACGAAGGUCAUCAAUCACGCGAGGGCCGUGAUAGUACGGAAAGUAGUCAAAAUCAAUCAAAACGAAUAAUGAAACACACCAAAAAGGAUGAAGAGGAUAGUGAAGAUGACGAAGAUUUAUUAUUUACUAUGAGUGAUAUGAACUCAAGGAAUUUUUGA